ACUGGUGUUGCCAUCACCAACCCGCUUGUACUAUACCGCGCUCUGCUUGCAACCAAUCGUAUAACACAGGAUCCCGCUCAACAUAGACUUGCAAUUCAUCUACAAAAACUAUAUGACCGACUAAAAGACUAUGAGCCCACUGUCGAAUACAAGCACAGACUCGAUCAGAUAACCCGCGCCGUGGGCCCUUCAGUGAACACAAAUGUAGAACCAGAUCCCCAGAAACGAGGAGUCUGGCAAAGUCUCCUUGCUCAAAAAGAAAAACGAGACAGUCUAGCUCUAACCAAAGUCCUGACUAGCCAUGAAGCCGCCAUGAAUCUGGAUUCGCCUCGAGGUCUCAUGCUUCAUGGUGAAGUAGGCACUGGCAAAAGUAUGCUCAUCGAUCUGUUUGCCGAUUGUUUACCAAACAGGAAGAAGGCUCGCUGGCACUUUAACACUUUUAUGCUGGAUACGUUUGCCAAGUUGGAAGUGCUAAGGCGAAACCGCUUGACCAGAUUGCCUCAAGCGGCUGGUGCGGAUGUGGAAGAACAUUCGUUACUCUGGCUCGCUCGUGAAAUGAUCAACACUUCUCCUAUCCUCUUCCUCGAUGAGUUUCAACUACCGGAUAGGGCCGCCUCCAAGAUCAUGACAAACUUGAUGACUUCAUUCUUUCAACUCGGUGGUGUGCUCAUCGCGACAAGCAACCGGAUGCCCGAGGAACUGCACAAAGCCGCUGGUAUGGCCUUCCCACCACCAUCACGUUUGCAGUCCUUGACUCAGAGAUUGGGCAUGGGACGAGCCACCAAAGGCAAGAGUGAAAACAUGUUUGCCGGUCAAGGUGAAUUCGCCGGCUUUCUUGAGGUACUCAAGGCUCGUUGUGAGAUCUGGGAGAUGAGCAGUGGCAAAGACUAUCGCAGAUACGAAGCCAACACCCAAGCACCACCUCCGAUCGCUGAAGAAGAUCGAUUUGAGGAUGUUACAGAUCUGGAAGCCUUCGAAAGCGGUUCUGCUGUUUCUGAUAUCCCAGAGGUGACUGAGAAGCAAGAGCUAGCGACAAACACCGAUACUAUCAAAGCCCCAACCUACUUCUUGAUUGCUCCCGGCCCUGGGGCUUCAGAAGAAGAACAAGCAGCCUACCAGGCCAAAGUCUCAGAAGCCGAACAAACGCUUCUAGGCACAGCAGCCUCUUCAAUCGACUGGACACCCUCCAGCAUCCGCGUCUACGGCCGCACAAUCCCUGUCCCACGCUCCCACAACGGCAUUUCCUCCUGGACAUUCUCCGAACUGUGUGCUUCCAACCUCGGUCCCGCAGACUACAUAACCCUCGCCUCUACCUACCACACCAUAAUCCUCUCUUCCGUCCCCGUCCUCUCUCUGCUGCAAAAAAACGAAGCUAGGCGGUUUAUCACACUCCUCGAUGCCCUCUACGAAGCUCGCUGUAAACUGCUCAUCACCAACGCCUCCGCCGGCCCUGAUGAAAUCUUUUUCCCAGAGAGUGUGGCGGGAGAAGGAAAUCAAGACGCCGUAUACGCAGAAACCUUUGCAGAAGCAUAUCAAGAUGCCACCGCUCCUUUCCGUCCUAACAUCUUGUCUUCCAACCCUGAUUACUCCGAACAGCAACAACCAGACUACACCCACUCGCGUUUUGAAAACCUGCUCGCUGCAGACUCCCUCGAAGACGAUCCUCCGAACCGUAUUCGCAGGAUGUCGGAACAAAACGAGCGUGGUCCCAUCGACCCUGACGACGACUUUAGAAUGCGUGGACUGCGACAAGGAAAUAGCCCAGAUUUUAGCAACGUAAAAAGCUUCACAGGCGAAGAUGAAAGAUUUGCUUACAGGAGAGCAACAUCCAGGCUUUGGGAGAUGUGCGGCAAGAAAUGGUGGGAUAGGGUUGAGGAAGGCUGGCAUAAACCUCUUCCUUCCUCUAUUCGCUCCUGGGAAAAUCCCGUCCCUAGCUCCCCUACCACCACCUCUUCUGCCGCUGCUUCAGGGUUUGCGCAGGCAGGUAAUGAUGCAAAGAUGGGAAGUUCGAGGACUGUGGAUCAGGCAAACGACGAAAUCAUGUUCAGACAUGGAGCAAGUCCUUUUAGAAGGUCUGAAGAGCCGCCGCCGAAGUUUUCUUGGACGCAUGUUUGGGGUACUGUCAAGUGGGGGAAGAAAGCAGGUGCUUGGGGGCAGGGUGUUGAUGGGUUGAAGGAUAGG
This is a messenger RNA of Aureobasidium melanogenum CBS 110374, 2181 nucleotides long. RefSeq lists its product as uncharacterized. Lineage: Eukaryota; Fungi; Ascomycota; Dothideomycetes; Dothideales; Saccotheciaceae. Gene Ontology annotation, cellular component: cytoplasm; mitochondrion. The transcript has 2 exons. Gene Ontology annotation, molecular function: ATP binding; ATP hydrolysis activity. The annotation marks the transcript as partial. The record is from RefSeq and is a predicted model, not a curated record.